Messenger RNA from Dinoponera quadriceps, 9300 nucleotides. It is a transcript of the gene Cac, whose product is annotated as voltage-dependent calcium channel type A subunit alpha-1. The record is from RefSeq and is a predicted model, not a curated record. NCBI's taxonomy places the organism in Eukaryota, Metazoa, Arthropoda, Insecta, Hymenoptera, Formicidae. Gene Ontology annotation, molecular function: calcium ion binding; high voltage-gated calcium channel activity. Gene Ontology annotation, biological process: calcium ion import across plasma membrane; chemical synaptic transmission. Bases 330 to 6377 code for a protein of 2015 amino acids. Gene Ontology annotation, cellular component: membrane; voltage-gated calcium channel complex. The transcript is spliced from 33 exons.
AGGGGGUUCAUAGUGCACGUCGAUCGCCGGGGUGCCGUCGAGAGUGUGCAGUGUGCAGUUCUCUUCGUCUGUAUCUGUUUUUUUUUUUUCAUUUCUGUAAAGUGGUGCCUCAGCACGAAGAGGGGAUCGCCACCGGGGCAGAGGCUCGAACGCAUGUAGGAACAUGGCCGCAUCCAGCCCCUGCCUCCCUCUAGAGGUUGGCAGCGCAAGAGGCGGCACAAAGGGACCCUGGAUACGCGAGUCAGUACAGGAGAAGGCCGAAGUUGGCCGGACUGAGUGGUCUCGGUGACUGGACUAGCUUCGGAGGGGAGGUACCUGGUGUGGUGGACAUGGCAAUAGGCCGAGAUCAGGGCGGAGGAGCGGGUGGCGGGGCUGGCAAGGGCACCACGUCGUUGUUUAUCCUGUCGGAGGAUAACCGCAUACGGAAGGCCACCCGCUUCAUCAUCGAGUGGCCGCCCUUCGAGUACGCCGUCCUGCUCACCAUCAUCGCCAAUUGCGUGGUCCUCGCCCUCGAAGAGCAUCUGCCGAAGCAAGACAAGACUAUACUCGCACAGAAGCUCGAGGCCACGGAGGUCUACUUCCUCGGGAUCUUCUGCGUCGAGGCGAGCCUCAAGAUCCUCGCCCUCGGCUUCAUCCUCCACCGCGGCUCCUAUCUACGCAACAUCUGGAACAUCAUGGACUUCUUCGUCGUGGUGACCGGGAUCGUCACGGCGUUCUCGCAAGGCAUACAGCUGGAUGUGGAUCUGCGCACGUUGCGUGCGAUACGCGUGUUGCGACCGCUCAAACUUGUCUCCGGCAUACCGAGUCUUCAGGUGGUGCUCAAGUCUAUCAUCAAGGCAAUGGCGCCGCUCCUGCAGAUCGGUCUGCUGGUACUCUUCGCCAUCGUGAUAUUCGCUAUCAUCGGCCUCGAGUUUUAUUCGGGUACACUGCAUAAAACGUGCUACAGUAUAAUGGACAUCAAUAAAAUCGUAAAGGAGGGCGAGCAGCCGAGCCCGUGCAACACGGAUAACAAGACAGAGGCCCCGCUAGGGGCCCACGUGUGCGACGCGAACGUCUCGACGUGCAUGGAACACUGGGAGGGACCAAACUCGGGCAUCACCAGCUUCGAUAACAUCGGAUUCGCCAUGCUCACUGUCUUCCAGUGUAUCACUAUGGAGGGCUGGACUGCCAUAUUGUACUGGACGAACGACGCUCUUGGCAGCAUGUACAACUGGAUUUACUUUAUACCAUUGAUCGUCCUUGGAUCAUUCUUCAUGCUGAACUUAGUUCUCGGUGUCUUGAGCGGAGAGUUUGCGAAGGAGAGAGAGAAAGUGGAGAACCGGCAGUCCUUCCUGAAGUUGCGAAGACAGCAGCAGCUCGAGCGCGAAUUGAAUUGUUACCUGAAUUGGAUCUGCAAAGCAGAGGAGGUGAUACUCGCCGAAGAAAGGACCACGGAAGAGGAGAAAAUGCACAUAUUAGAAGUAAGAAGAAGAGCGGCGGCCAAAAAGAAGAAGCUGAAGAAUCUCGGCAAGAGCAAGAGCACCGACACGGAAGAGGAGGAGGGCGAGGAAGAUCAGGACGAUGGGUUCUCGAGAACCUCCUACUUCAAGUCGAAGGUGAAGAAGCAGGGCACCUGCCUGCAAUUCUGGCGAGCCGAGAAGCAAUUCAGGUUCUGGAUACGGAACUCCGUCAAAUCGCAGCAAUUCUAUUGGUUCGUCAUCGUCCUUGUGUUCUUCAACACUGUCUGCGUGGCCGUUGAGCAUUACGAUCAGCCGAAGUGGCUCACCGACUUCCUCUUCUACGCAGAGUUUGUGUUCCUGGCCCUCUUCAUGAUGGAGAUGUUCAUCAAGAUGUACGCGCUCGGUCCUCGCACAUACUUCGAAUCGAGCUUCAAUCGCUUCGACUGCAUCGUCAUCUUAGGCUCGAUCUUCGAGGUGAUCUGGACCGCGUUGAAGUCCGGCUCUUUCGGCCUCUCCGUCCUACGUGCCCUUAGACUCCUGAGAAUUUUUAAGGUCACCAAAUACUGGAAGAGCCUGAGGAACCUCGUGAUAUCGCUGCUCAGCUCGAUGCGCAGCAUCAUCUCCCUUCUCUUCUUGCUCUUCCUCUUCAUCCUCAUAUUCGCGCUGCUCGGUAUGCAGCUCUUCGGCGGCCAGUUCAACUUCGAAAGCGGCACGCCGCCCACCAACUUCAACACCUUUCCCAUCGCACUACUCACUGUCUUCCAAGUCCUGACUGGAGAAGACUGGAACGAAGUGAUGUACCAGGGUGUCGAGUCGCAGGGCAUGGCCUACUCGCUCUACUUCAUCGUGCUGGUGCUCUUCGGCAACUACACCCUGCUGAACGUCUUCUUGGCUAUCGCCGUCGACAAUCUCGCAAACGCGCAGGAACUGAGCGCCGCCGAGGAAGAGGAGCAGGAGGAGGACAAGGAGAAGCAGAUACAGGAGCUCGAGAAGGAGAUCGAGUCGCUGCAGAAGCCCGGGGACGGUGGCGCGCCGAAGGUGGAAAUCUGCCCUCCAAGUCCAACCCAGAAUUUCAAAGACGGAAAAGGUGAGAAGCAGGUGUCCGAAGAGAAGAAGCAGGAUGAAGACGACGACACGGGACCAAAACCAAUGCUGCCAUACUCCUCCAUGUUUAUACUGUCCCCUACGAAUCCCAUAAGAAGAGCCGCCCACUGGGUCGUCAACCUUCGGUACUUCGACUUCUUCAUAAUGAUAGUGAUAUCGCUGUCGAGUAUCGCGUUAGCCGCCGAGGACCCUGUCUGGGAGCUUGCGCCGAGGAACAAGAUCCUCAAUUACUUCGACUACGCGUUCACCGGCGUCUUCACCAUCGAGAUGGUGCUGAAGAUCAUCGAUCUCGGCAUCAUACUGCACCCGGGCUCGUACCUGCGCGAGUUCUGGAACAUUAUGGACGCGGUGGUCGUGAUAUGCGCGAUGGUGUCGUUCGCGUUCGACAUGUCCGGCAGCUCGGCCGGCCAGAACCUCUCGACCAUCAAGUCGCUUAGGGUACUGCGGGUGCUCAGGCCGCUAAAGACGAUAAAGCGCGUGCCGAAGCUCAAGGCGGUGUUCGACUGCGUUGUGAACAGUCUCAAGAACGUCAUUAACAUUCUCAUAGUGUACAUAUUGUUCCAAUUCAUAUUCGCUGUGAUCGCGGUGCAGCUGUUCAACGGCAAGUUCUUCUUCUGCACCGACGAGAGCAAGUAUACGAAGGAGGAAUGCAAUGGUCAAUACUUCUAUUUCGAGGAAGAUUCUAUGCUACCAGAGCUUCAGCAACGGAAAUGGCAAUCGCAGUCUUUUCACUACGACAACGUGAUGGUAGCGAUGCUGACGUUGUUCGCUGUUCAGACCGGCGAGGGCUGGCCGCAGGUCCUGCAGAACUCGAUGGCGGCCACGUACGAGAACAAGGGCCCCAUCCAGAACUUUCGCAUCGAGAUGUCCAUUUUCUACAUUGUUUACUUCAUCGUCUUUCCGUUCUUCUUCGUCAACAUCUUCGUGGCCUUGAUCAUUAUCACGUUCCAGGAGCAGGGAGAGGCUGAACUGCAGGACGGUGAAAUCGAUAAGAAUCAGAAAUCUUGUAUAGAUUUUACAAUACAAGCUCGGCCGCUCGAGAGGUAUAUGCCGAAGGAGCGGAAUAGCAUAAAGUACAAAAUUUGGAGGAUAGUUGUAUCCACACCAUUCGAGUAUUUUAUCAUGAUUCUCAUCGUACUGAACACGUUACUCCUGAUGAUGAAGUAUCACGAGGCGCCGCCACUUUUUUUGGACUUCUUGACCAUCGUGAACUUGAUCGUGACACUACUUUUCCUCAUUGAGUGCAUCCUUAAAGUCAUCGCCUUCGGAUACAAGAACUUCUUCAAGGACUACUGGAACAUCUUCGAUCUCAUCACGGUGAUCGGUAGCAUCGUGGACGCCCUUGUGAUCGAGUUCGGGGAGAACUUCAUCAAUGUCGGUUUCCUGAGGCUCUUUCGCGCCGCCAGGCUGAUCAAACUACUCAGACAGGGAUACACGAUACGAAUUUUACUCUGGACGUUCGUACAAUCCUUCAAAGCUCUGCCUUACGUUUGUCUCCUCAUAGCGAUGCUGUUUUUCAUUUAUGCGAUCAUCGGUAUGCAGGUAUUCGGUAACAUCGCGUUGGAUCCUGAGACUUCUAUUACCAAGCACAACAAUUUCCAAAGCUUCAUUCAAGGUCUGAUGCUGCUUUUUCGGUGCGCGACGGGCGAGGCCUGGCCGAACAUCAUGCUGUCCUGCAUAAAGGGUCGACCGUGCGACCCGAAGGCCGACAAGCAGCAGGACCCGAACAGUUGCGGCUCCAAUAUCGCCUACGUCUACUUCGUGACGUUCAUCUUCUUCUGCUCGUUCCUCAUGCUGAAUCUCUUCGUCGCCGUCAUCAUGGACAACUUCGAUUACCUCACCCGCGACUCGUCGAUCUUGGGCGCUCACCAUCUCGACGAGUUCGUCAGGAUCUGGGCCGAGUACGAUCCGAACGCCACCGGCAAGAUCCACUACACGGAGAUGUACGAUAUGCUGAAGAACAUGGACCCGCCGUUGGGGUUUGGCAACAAGUGCCCGAACCGGCUGGCGUACAAGAAGCUCAUCAGAAUGAAUAUGCCGGUGGACGAUGACGGCAAGGUCAACUUCACCACCACGCUGUUCGCCCUGAUACGCGAGAACCUCAGCAUAAAAAUGCGAUGCGCCGACGAAAUGAAUCAAGCUAAUGACGAACUACGGGAUACGAUCAGGAGUAUCUGGCCUUUACAAGCGAAAAAGAUAUUGGACCUUUUGAUACCUAGGAACGAAGAAUUGAGCAAAAACAAGCUCACCGUGGGUAAGAUAUACGUCUGCCUUCUGAUACUCGAAAGUUGGAAGACGACGAGGUUUGGUCAGAUAGAGUCUACUGGACAGAACGAUAACGAUCUUAUCGAUAACGAUAAUGCUGGGCAAAGUCCUGCAGCCCAGGCGCAAUCGGCCUUCUACAACUGCCUGCUGGACAUGGCGGCGGUAAAUCACACCGGAAAUAAUCACGGAACCGGAAGUAGGGCGAACAGCCUCGAACCGGUGACGCGACCGGCCACGGAUACCAAGCACGAACGACUCAAAGAGCACAGAGAUGAGGAAGAAGGGGCCCUAGGUGUCCUCGCAGCCGCCGAGCAUAGACGUCAGCGUAGCAUCAGAAACAAAAAGGUGAACUGGAAGAUGUCUCGCCAGUACGAUAUACUAGGCAGCAGCGGAGAGAGUAGCCAGGGAGGGGGUGGGUCUGGGGUUGUACUCGUAGUUAAUGGCGAGGAUCGCGCCCCCGAGCUAGAGCCAUUGCUGGCUGAGGUGCCCUCCCAGCGGGAUCAAAACAACUACUACCACCAUCACCAUCACGACCAAUACUACGAUACCGACAAUGAUCAAUACUAUGACCAUCACCACUACCACCACCACCAUCACCAUCAUCAUCAUGACUACCGACCACCCUCGUACUACCAACACCAGAACACCUACGCACCUCGCUCCUCGAUCCGUUACCACAAGAUGGAGCUGCAAGACGUCGUAGUAGAUGACUCGCGUGCCGGUAGUCUCGAGAGUCUCACACAUGCCGGCGAGAGGCUUCAUCCGCAUCAUCCCUCAGCGCCUCCUCCUAGACAUCGUUCGCGAUCGCCAAGCAUAAGAAGACCUUCGCCAAUAAUGCAUAGGUCGCCAUCGCCGAGGCGACAUCGUUACGACCAUCACGCUCACUACCACGAAGGACCAGGGUUUAGCGACACCGUUAGCAACGUCGUCGAGAUUCAAAGGCACACUCAUCAUCCCCAUUCGUCACAGUAUAAUCAUCGACAUAGGAUACGAGACUAUUACGACCACUGCGACUAUUACGACGAUGGUCCAUGGAGCGCCUCGACGAGUCCGGCGAGGUCGCCGAGUCCGGUUCACCGGAUAGACCGCGGCCAUUACGGUACGACCAGCCUGGAGCAACGGUCGAGGAGCCCGAGCCCGAUCGGCGGUCACCCACAUCACCAUCGUCGUCGCCAUCAUCCGCAUCAACACAGCUACCCGGUGCUGGUGGCCAGGAGGGGUCAGGGUCGCCAGCUGCCGCCGACGCCGAGCAAGCCGUCGACCCUGCAGCUGAAGCCGACCAGCAUCAACUUCCCCAAGCUGAACGCUUCGCCCACUCACGGGCCGCACAUGGGGCCGCAUGUGCCGGUGCCAUCAGGUAUGCUGCAGCAUCCGUCGCCACCGCACAUGCAGCCGGGUAUGGGCCACCUGCGACCGCUCAGCUUCGAGCAGGCGGUCGCGAUGGGCCGCGGCGGGAUGGGCCGUAUGUUACCCAGCCCAGUGCCGAACGGCUACAAGCCGCAGCCGCAGUCGAAACAGAGAACGCCCAGGUCGCGGCAUUCCGACAGUGACGAGGACGAUUGGUGCUAGCCAAAGUGGGACCCUGGACGGUGGUCCGGUGACGUGGACGCCCCCAGGCGUCUCAGGGUUUGCGCAUGAAUUGUCCAAAUGGGACACGCGUUGAUUCCGCGGUGUGCACUCGAGGGCAAUGGAAAAGCCUUGAAACCCCGGCGGUUUCCCGACGGCCAUGACCAGCCGUGCGGUACCGCGCAGGGGCGGCAAUUCCGGUCGGCGUGUUCCGGCAGCGCGACCGAAAGGAGAGAAGGCGGAAAUGAAUCGUUGAGCGCGGGGAGACCAACGUCGAUCCGAGGAGACUGAACACGGCGGCCGAACAGGGUCGGCAACUUUAUCAACGACAACAACGAGAAGUCGAUCCACCCGUCCGACAGUCGACAAGAGUAGGUCAAUCACUGGAUGGCGACGUCGCACGCGGACGAGGAAGAGUGCGAUGUGCGGCUGUUCCGAUCGAGAUGCAAUCAAACCGGCCGAGCUUGGCGAAGACUCGGCAGUCUAACUAGGAAAUCGAAUUUAGCAAGACUAAUAACAACGAUCACCCGGCCCGGGCGAUCUUCCGAGCGUCGUGGAGAGAUGAAUGCCACGAUCGCGAUUAGCCCAAUCGAUCGCCGGUCGUCGGGGACGCUCGAUGUCGCUCGGUGGUGCGGGCGACGAACGGCGGAGCGAUCGGAAGAGCGGUGUGGUCGCGACAGCUACAUCGAGAGACAAGUUGACGGUGGUGGUGGUAGUGAUGGUGGCGGCGGUGGUGGUGGUCGACAGUGGACGAGGUGGACAAAAGCGGACGUUUGCGAGAGCUCGAACCCUCCGACCAUACGAGUGAGUUGAUAUUUCAGCAUCUUCCCUCGCGCCUCGAUCGGCCGACGAUGGAUCGAGGAGUUCGCCGGGGAAGAUCCACUUUUUAUACGAUUUUCCGGAGGAGAGACUCGUCGAACGGCCGAAUCGGGCACUGUGAUCACCACAAACGUUCUCUUACGUGUGCGUGUGUCUACUGCUGCGUGUACGGGGUGUGUGUGUGUGUGUGUGUGUGUGCGUGCGUGCGAACGAACGGAUGAACGAGUGGUACGCAUGACGUAGGCGUGUGAAACCCCUUCCCUUGCGAGAUUCAUCGAUAAUAUUCGCGACUGACGCGUCGAAUCGUUCCACCUCCGUGCGGGUGACGUCGGUAAUCAGCGAUGUUCCUACGACGACGUUGAUUCAGGGUAGCUGAUCGAUUGAACCGAGUAAGAUGAGGAGAACGGCAGGGCGACACGAUUUCGAGAAGUAGAAGAGUAUAUAGAACGCGCGACGCGACUCGUCGGGCCCCGCCAUUUUGUCGGCCCUGCGAGGCCAAGGCUCCUUUUCGAGACUUUGAGAAACAUUUUGUGUUCUUUCCCCCUUUUCCCUUCGCUGUAGGAAUGUUCGUCAAAAGCGGGUCGUCGGGAAACCUCGCCGCGUUACACAGAACGGACUGACGAACGAGAGCGAGCGUUUCCCGACGAGUCGCCCGGCGAGAGAGAGAGAGAGAGACCCUGACCGAGGCAAGGAAUAGUGGAAGUCAAGGGUUGACCCUCUUAACGCGUAACAAUCGUACAGGAGAGAGAAUCCAAACUGUUCUACCGGGACUCAGUAGCUCCAUUCUGCCAUUAGCGAAGUCGCGUGAGGAAACACUUUAAUCAAAAACAAAACAAGUUAGAAAGAGAAGCACCGAAGAUCGGAAAUCGCCCCGCUAGUCGGAGAGAGGGAAGGACGCGCAAGAACUGUCGCUGCGCGAUAUCGACCGCUCGCAGUUGCGGUUCUUGUGAGUAGGCUCGCAAUAUGGAAAACUCGUUCCAGGAGGCGAGAACGCGCUCGCGAGAUCGGCGUUGGCAUUAAUUAUAUUAGGCGCGUUAUUUGUAGAGAGUAGAAGUCGAGAUGGAGAAGCCACGUGGGUCGACAUCGGCGCGAUCAUUCGUGGCUGCACGUCACGUGUGCGGAUGAAGGGGAAAGUAAAGAAAAAUUCAAGAAAAUUCGCGGUAUCGGCGAAGUCGACGAAGCGUAAAAUUAACGGGGAUAAAUCGAUAGUUGGUCACACGAGACUCCGGAAUUCACGUCGAACGUGAUCGCGUUGCGUUCUGGCGAAUUGGCGAAUAUUAAAAGGAAAGAAAAACCGCGAAACUUCUAAAAUUUCUCUUACGCCGUGUGAGAGGAAGUUCACAAGAUCACGAGAUAUAUACAGGGAUAGCUGUAAUAGAGUUAGGGAAAAAUACAAUAAGUCGUGUAAUACCGUCGAAUCACGCCGAACAGCGUUUAAAGGGGCUAGAAGUCGCACAUUGACGUUAUAUUAACGUUAUACACGCAAGGCGACGUUCCGUUGACGUUACUUCGAGCAAAAACUCUUCGACCGCUAUCUAUUGCUUAUCGAUAGCGGCAGGAGAGAUCGGCAAGGCGAGACUAAACUCGCGAAAUCAUUGAUUCGUGCGGAUGCUGCCUCGCGAUUCGUGCCAAUCAGUAAUCGGGGGGAGGGGGAACUUCAAACAAAACAACAAAAGAAGAAUCAAGCAAAAGAGGACUACGAUCGAGGGGAAGGUGCGUAGACGGGAUGAGACACCGCACGUCGUACGCGGGGAGGGAGAGAACGAUCGUCGCGAGCAUCGUCAGGGGGACGGGGAAAGACGUGUGAAGAAGAGAGAAAAAGAGGAAGAAGGGAAGAGAAGUGCGAAGGGGAGAAAGCGAACGGGAAAAUAUAGAAGACACCAAGGUACAGGAUGUACGAGAAGGAGAGAUAAACAAUUCUUACCUGCCCCACACGGUUUUCAAGCACUUGUAUAAAUUACCGCAUAAUUGAAUUACGAUACUUAUUAUACUAUCAACACUGCUAAUACCGUUGCUACUAACAACACCUACCAGAAAAGAAGAAGAAGAAACAGCUAACUCUAUUACUAUUACUAACUAUUAACUACUGCUACUACCUAUUACUACU